AUGUUGCUCCCAUCCGCCCUCCCAUGCGAUGUGCGCCGGUCGUCUCGCUUCACUCCCAGUCGCCUAUUCUCAACACCUCCCCCAUCCGACACAGGAAUUCCAUCAGGCAACGGUCUCCUCGGCACAUGUCGCGCACUACAAUCUCUACUCAACAGAUCGCCCACACCUUCAACACGCUCAGUAAAAGCCCAACGUCUACAGAGCCCCCUCCCCCUCAACACACCCCGUCGCUCGCCGCGAUCGCACAAGGCUGCGCGACCCGUCUCUCCCAGACAAACACCACCGCCCAGAACCGCCGCUCUCUCACCCCCACCACCUCCAUCCGCACCCGCGCGCGGCGCAAACAAGCGCCGCCGCGACAUCCUCGACGACGACGACAGCGACGCAGAGUUGAAUCAUCGGCGCAACCGCUUCGCGACUCCCAAACGUCGCCGCCACGUUCCCUACAAUAUGCCUCUCGGCCUUUCCUCUACAGACUUCUAUUCUCUACACUCCCCGCCUGUCAGCCAAUCGCCACCCUCUCCUCCCCGUCGCCGGAUGGAUUAUGACAUCCCGGCUGGCGCACGCGUCGACCCAGACGCGCCUCUUCCUUCCAUCGAGGAGUGUGCUCCUUCGCCGCUACAAGACUGGACCGCCGAAGAAGACAAACGCCUUAUCGAGCUGGUCCUCGAGAAAUUCCGCCUCUCCCAACAAGAAUGGGACGAGUGCGCGCGCCAAAUGGGUCGCAGCCAUGUUGGGCACAGGUGGCAGUCCCUCGUUGGCGAGGGUCGUGUCGGCCUGCGUCCACGCCGUUGA
Penicillium griseofulvum is the source of this 795-nucleotide messenger RNA. RefSeq lists its product as uncharacterized. The record is from RefSeq and is a predicted model, not a curated record. NCBI's taxonomy places the organism in Eukaryota, Fungi, Ascomycota, Eurotiomycetes, Eurotiales, Aspergillaceae. Bases 1 to 795 code for a protein of 264 amino acids. The transcript has a single exon.